Musa acuminata subsp. malaccensis (wild Malaysian banana) is the source of this 1896-nucleotide messenger RNA. NCBI's taxonomy places the organism in Eukaryota, Viridiplantae, Streptophyta, Magnoliopsida, Zingiberales, Musaceae. The record is from RefSeq and is a predicted model, not a curated record.
CUGAUGCACAUACAAGAUGGACUUAUCUCCAUUUCCCUGAAGGGAAAGUGUUGGAUUGGCGGCAAGGCAAGAAAAAAUCCAAUGCUUGAAGUGCAGUUCAACACUUCCAAAUCUUACAACUGCAGGGAAGGAAUAGUUCACCAAGAUGAUGAGCAUGACAUGAAGCUACGAUCCCAUACGCAUCUUCCACAAGUGGACAGCUUAAAUGACUUGGAAGCCUCAAGUUUCUCGACCUCCGCACUUGUUUUACUUGUUUAAAGCAGCUGCAGCAGUCCACACGCUAUAUAAUCUCACCACCACAGCAACAAGCUCGAACAGCAAACCGCAAGCAUGAGGCUCGGCUUCCUCCUUCCUUGCAUCACCGUGCUGCUUGUUACUGGUAGCGUGUGCAAGCUGGCACAUAAUUCAUCAGCGUUGCCCCUCUCGUCGAGCUCCCGGUGGAUCGUCGAUGAGUCCGGCCUGCGAGUUAAGCUAGCUUGCGUCAACUGGGUGUCCCACCUGGAGCCCGUGGUGGUGGAGGGCAUGGGGAAGCAGCCACUGGACACCAUAUCCAAGAAGAUCGCCGCCAUGGGCUUCAACUGCGUUAGGCUCACUUGGCCUCUCUUCUUGGUCACCAACGACUCCCUGGCCGGCCUCACCGUCCGGCAGUCUUUCCAGGCUCUCGGCCUAAUGGAGUCCAUCGCCGCCAUCCAAGUCAACAACCCAGAUCUUCUCAACCUCACGCUCAUCCAGGCAUUCAAGGCCGUGGUGUCCAAUCUUGCUGAUAACAACGUCAUGGUGAUCUUAGAUAACCACAUCAGCAAACCCGGAUGGUGCUGCAGUAACUUCGACGGCAAUGGCUUCUUCGGCGACAAGUACUUCGACGCCGAAGAGUGGAUCAAGGGGCUCACAAAGAUGGCCACAAUGUUCAACGGCUCGCCCAACGUAGUCGGCAUGAGCCUGAGGAACGAGCUCAGAGGUCCGAAGCAAGGCGUUACUGAAUGGUACAGGUACAUGCAAAGGGGUGCGGAAGCAGUGCACUCGGCGAACCCCAACGUUCUUGUCAUACUGUCGGGCCUCAGCUUCGACAACGACCUGGGCUACCUCUCCAAGAAGCCCGUCGAGCUAACGUUCCAAGGGAAGCUCGUCUUCGAGCUGCACUGGUACGCCUUCUCCGACGGCCAGGCUUGGGCGAAUGGAAACCCUAACCAAGUGUGUGGGCGAGUAGCGGGGAACGUGAUGAGGAGGGCAGGGUUCUUGCUGGACCAGGGGUGGCCACUGUUCUUGAGCGAGUUUGGACUGGACCAGAGAGGCACAAAUGUCAACGACAACAGGUACCUGGGAUGCAUGAUGGGGGUUGCAGCUGAACUGGAUUUGGACUGGGCAUUGUGGACCUUGCAGGGGAGCUACUACAUCAGGCAGGGUGUUCUUGCCAUGGAUGAGACCUAUGGGUUGCUGACCUGGGACUGGUCCAAGCCCAGGAACUCCGGCUUGUUGCAGAGGAUUCAAGCCAUCCAAUCCGACACCCAGUCAAAAUGGGAGUUCAUAUCAGACUCCAAGAUGCAUCUGUCAACCAAGAUGUCCAGUGAUGGCUGCAGCCUAUGCUUGGAUGUUGACCCCGAUGGCAUCAGCAUCAUCACGAAUCCAUGCAGGUGCUUGACGAAUGAUCAAACAUGCAAUCCAGAGAGCCAGUGGUUCAAGAUGAUAAGCAGCACGAGGAAGACUGCGAGCAAGAACUCCAUUCUGCGGUUGCCUUCGCGACCUGAAAUUUGGAGGUUCGUGAGGAAUCGAGCCCUUGAAUCCUCCGUGUGAUGAUUCCUUUGACUUGUGGCUGCAAGUUUCUCAUGUACGGGAGCUCUGUUCCGACCAAAUGUCCAAAAAUAAUCUGAAAUAAGAUUUUUUUUGUGCUUCUCUAUA